This is a messenger RNA of Morus notabilis, 2050 nucleotides long. RefSeq names its product F-box/LRR-repeat protein 17. The coding region runs from base 47 to 1861 and encodes 604 amino acids. NCBI's taxonomy places the organism in Eukaryota, Viridiplantae, Streptophyta, Magnoliopsida, Rosales, Moraceae. The transcript is spliced from 11 exons. The record is from RefSeq and is a predicted model, not a curated record. Gene Ontology annotation, molecular function: protein binding.
CCCUAUCUCUCUCUCUGUCUUCUCGCCCAAUCUGCUUCUUCCACCGAUGGAGAGUUAUCGCCGCCACCAGUUGCAUUUCUCGGACGGCGGAGCCGCCACGCCUAGCAGCGGACAAGCCGGCUCCGCCGCCGCCGUCACUCCCGCCUCCACCUUCAGUGAGUUCAAGAGCGGCAAGAAGCGUGGGAGUUACAACUGCGGCCGAUGCGGACUCCCCAAGAAGGGCCACUCCUGCCACGUCAGCAGCGCCGCCACAACCCCAACUGAUGCGUGCGCCGAUGUCUCCGCUCAGUACUCGAUGUCCUCCACCCGCCCUCCCCCGCCGCGUCAGCCCUACUCCCACCUUCGUAGGGCGUUGUCAUUCGAUGACGUGGACAAUGUCGGCGGUUUCGACGUGCCGGAGGAGGAGGUGGAGGAUGAAGAAGACGGUUUCGGAGCGACGAUGGAAGAGAUGGAGUCCGAUCCGGUCUCCGGAGGCCUGCCGGCGAGCUGCGUCUGGGAGGUACUGAGGAGGCUGCCGCCGUCGGGGCUGUUGUCUGCGGCGAAGGUGUGCAAGGGGUGGAGGGAGACGGCGAGGAGGCUGUGGAAGGCGGCGGAGGUGCUGAGGCUUAGGGUUCCGCCGAGGGCUCAGGUCGGGCUUGUUGGAUCUGUGUUGCACAAGUGCCCGGCGCUCGUGAGCCUCUCUCUUAGGAUGGAAAGUGAUGUGGACGCGACGAUGCUGGCUUGUAUUGCAUUUUCAUGCCCAAAUCUUGGAUUUAUGGAGAUCUCUACAUCUGAUACUGCACUCAAUCGGAUCACUGGUGAUGAGCUGGGCCGUUUCGUUUCCGAUAGACGAAUGCUGAAAAGUCUUAAGAUGGAAGGAUGUUCUCAUCUGGGGGGGUUUGUUCUCUGUUCAACGAGUCUUUCUACACUCUGGCUUUCAGAUCUUUCAUCUCACUCUAAGAUGGUUUUUAAUUGCCCCUAUUUGAGGGAGAUUUCUUUAGAAUUUUCUCGCCAAGAAAAUGACCACACUGACCUUAUUACCAUGGUUGACUAUUUGGGGAGGAAUUGCCCAAGGUUGCAAAACAUCCACAUUGCCUCUGUUAGGCUUUCCCAUGCUGCUGUACUUGCCCUUACAGCUGCCCAGUUAAGGGGGUUAAGAAUGCUUUCACUUGUUCUUGGAUCUGAAAUCACUGAUGCUUCAGUUGCUGCCAUUGCUUCAAGUUAUCCGGACUUAGAGCUGCUUGACCUUAGUGGGUCCGGCAUCACUGAUAGUGGGAUUGGAAUGAUCUGCAAUGUGUUCCCAGAUACUCUUACAAGGCUCCUUGUUGCUCUUUGUCCUAACAUUACUUCAAGUGGUAUUCAAUUUGCCACGGCUCAAUUGCCUCUUCUUGAACUUAUGGACUGUGGCAUGACCGUUUGUGAUCCCAACAGUCCUACUGAAGAAGAAAGCAGUGACUGUGAAUUACAGAAAACAUCUAACGCUAAAGUGCAGCUUAUUCACCAGAAGCUGAUAAUUAAGCAUAGCCGAUUAAUAAAACUAAGCUUGUGGGGCUGUUCUGGCUUGGACGCUCUGUAUCUGAACUGUCCACAACUCAAUGAUCUUAAUCUAAACUCUUGUAGGAACUUACAUCCAGAGAGAUUGUUACUUCAAUGCCCCAACUUAGAAAGUGUACAUGCGUCCGGUUGUGAGGAAUUGUUAAUUGGGGCUAUUCAGUGUCAGGUCAAUAAUCGUAAUGAGGCUGUGGAAAACGUUUUACUGUGUAAACGUUUUGGUGAUGGCUCAAAGAGAGUUCGGCUUCCACACUAUCUCAGCGCACAGUCGUUUGAUGAUGAUAAAAAGCGGAGGAUCGAAAGCCGGAAAUGUAAUGUUAUUGUAAGCUGAUUACAUGGAUUCUGAAUAUUUCUUUGCUGUAAACAUGGUGCAAUCUCUUGUUUGUUGUGCUAUUACUUUACCAUGGCCGUGUGCCCCUGUAACCAAGGAUUUUAUUAUGAUGAAGAACAGGAUGGGCCGUUCAUCACCAAACCAUUGUUUAGUUCCGAACAAAUUAACUGUGGGAACUUGUGAUAUUAU